AUGACCAUGUGUAAUCAUUUAUCCAUAAUAAACACUGUACUCUGUUACAGAAAAACAACUAAAAACGACAAAUAUGCUUUGGCAUUGGCGUUUGCAAUGGAUGAAAUCAACAAGAAUCCUGAUCUUUUACCAAAUAUGUCUUUGAUUAUAAAAUAUAAUUUUGGCCAUUGUGAUGGGCCAACUACACCCUAUUAUUUUCAUCAGAAGAAAUAUGUGCCUAUUCCUAAUUAUUUUUGUAAUGAAGAUACUAUGUGUUCAUUUCUACUUACUGGACUCAAUCCAAGAAUAUCACGGGACAUGGGACUAAUCAUGGAUAUCAUCUUAUCUCCACGUUUAAUUCAUCUUACCUAUGGACCUUUCCAUUCCAUGUUCACUGAUGAUGAACAAUAUCCCUAUCUCUAUCAGAUGUCCCCAAAGGACACAUCUCUAGCAUUGGCAAUUGUUUCCUUCAUACUUUUCUUCCACUGGAACUGGAUUGGCCUUGUCAUCCCUCAUGAUGAUCAAGGCAAACAAUUUCUCUCAGAGUUGAAAAAAGAGAGUGAAAACAAGGAAAUUUGCUUUGCUUUUGUGAACAUGNUAUCAGUCAAUGAGAUUUCAUUCUAUCACAAAACUGAAAUGAACUACAAACAAAUUGUGAUGUCAUCCACAAAUGUUAUUAUCAUUUAUGGGGAAACAUAUANUAAUGUUGAAUUGAGCUUCAGAAUGUGGGAAUCUACAGUUAUACAGAGAAUAUGGAUCACCACAGUACAACUGAAUUUCCCUACCAGUAAGAAAGACUUAACUCAUGGCACAUUCUAUGGGACUUUUACUUUUCUACACCACCAUGGCGAGAUUUCUGGCUUUAAAAANUUUGUGCAAUCAUUGUGCCAUCUCAAAAGGACAGAUUUAUAUCUAACAAUUCCAGAGUGGAAAUACUUUAACUGUGAAGCCUUAACAUGUAAUUGUAAAUUACUGAUGAAUUAUUCAUCUAAUGCAUCAUUGCAAUGGCUAACGGAACAGAAAUUUGACAUAACCUUUAGUGAUGCUAGUCAAAACAUAUACAAUGCUGUGUAUGCCAUGGCCCAUGCACACCAUGAAAUGAAUCUGCAACAGGUUGAUAAUCAGGCAAUAGACAGUGGGAAAGGAUCAAGUUCUCACUGCUUGAUGGUAAAUUCAUUUCUGAGAAAGAUCAACUUCACUGAUCCCACUGGGGACAAAGUGAUUAUGAAACAGAGAGCAAUACUGCAGGAAGAUUAUGACAUUUUUCACUUUGGGAAUAUCUCACAAUACCUUGGGACUAAGGUGAAGUUAGGAAAGUUCAGCCCAUAUUUUCCACAUGGACAACACUUUCACUUAUAUGGAGACAUGAUUGAAUUGGCCACAGGAAGUAGAAAG
Mus pahari (shrew mouse) is the source of this 1374-nucleotide messenger RNA. RefSeq names its product vomeronasal type-2 receptor 116-like. The annotation marks the transcript as partial. The transcript is spliced from 3 exons. Gene Ontology annotation, molecular function: G protein-coupled receptor activity. Gene Ontology annotation, cellular component: membrane. The record is from RefSeq and is a predicted model, not a curated record. NCBI's taxonomy places the organism in Eukaryota, Metazoa, Chordata, Mammalia, Rodentia, Muridae. Gene Ontology annotation, biological process: G protein-coupled receptor signaling pathway.